This is a messenger RNA of Micropterus dolomieu (smallmouth bass), 972 nucleotides long. RefSeq names its product ribosomal oxygenase 2-like. NCBI's taxonomy places the organism in Eukaryota, Metazoa, Chordata, Actinopteri, Centrarchiformes, Centrarchidae. The record is from RefSeq and is a predicted model, not a curated record. Gene Ontology annotation, molecular function: histone H3K36 demethylase activity; histone H3K4 demethylase activity. Gene Ontology annotation, cellular component: nucleolus.
UAAUUCAGAGAAGAAGAAGAUGACAACGGAUGUCGAACUUUUUUAGCUUUCCCAUGGUGUUUACCACGCUCCAUGAGCAGCCCUCACAGGAAAGAACGUGACCCCCCGCCUCCGACUCUGGAUCUCGUUCUGUAUCCACUGUGAGGGGCUCCUGACAGCCGCCGUUGUAAAGAUUAAAAUGCCUAAGAAAAGCAACGCAAAGAAUGUAAAGAGACGGAACAGUGAUGAGGACCAUCUCCCUCCUAAACAGAGCAGGGUAAAGCACAGCAAUGUUCCAUCCCCUCUGUGUUUCCAUAGCCCGGUCAGCCUGUUCGAGAGCCUCAUCCACCCAAUGGGGACAGAACAGUUCUUCAGGGACUACUGGGAGAAGAAACCCCUCCAUCUGAAGAGGUCUGAUCCCAGCACAGCCUCCUACUACCAGUCUUUGUUCCAGCUGUCCGACCUGCUGAGCCUGUGUUCUCAAGGUCUGGAAUACUACAGGGAUAUCAAUGUUGUUCGCUGCAUCAACGGCAAGAAAAAAGUGCUGAACAAAGAGGGGCAAGUUAAGAAAAGUGUUCUCAGUAAGAACUUGGUUCAGAAUAAGGCCACCAUCCAGUUCCACCAGCCGCAGAGGUUCAAGGACGAAUUGUGGAGGAUCCAAGAGAAGCUGGAGUGUUUCUUUGGAGCCUUGGUGGGGUCUAACAUCUACAUCACACCUCAGGAGUCCCAGGGCCUUCCUGCUCACUAUGACGAUGUCGAGGUGUUUAUUCUGCAGCUGGAGGGACAGAAACAUUGGCUUCUCUACAGUCCUACUGUUCCUCUGGCAGCAGAGUACAGCGUGGAGUCAGAGGACAGGAUCGGCAGCCCAACCCAUGAUAUUACACUGAAGGCAGGAGAUCUUCUGUACUUCCCCAGAGGAACCAUCCAUCAGGCGAAAACUCCGCCAGAAGAAGACCACUCCACUCACUUGACUCUCAGCACCUACCAAAAAAU